Oncorhynchus masou masou (cherry salmon) is the source of this 911-nucleotide messenger RNA. Its product is annotated as zinc finger protein 541-like. The transcript has 4 exons. Gene Ontology annotation, molecular function: transcription corepressor activity. The annotation marks the transcript as partial. NCBI's taxonomy places the organism in Eukaryota, Metazoa, Chordata, Actinopteri, Salmoniformes, Salmonidae. Gene Ontology annotation, biological process: regulation of transcription by RNA polymerase II; negative regulation of DNA-templated transcription. Gene Ontology annotation, cellular component: histone deacetylase complex; transcription regulator complex. The record is from RefSeq and is a predicted model, not a curated record.
GUAGUGAUGUGUGGCAGCAGACUGAGAGGUCUCUGUUCAGUAAAGCGUUGACGGCCCACGGCAAAGACUUCUCUCUCAUCCAACAAAUGGUGCAGACUAAGUGUGUGUCUCAGUGUGUGGAGUUCUACUAUCUCUCCAGGAGACUUCCUGACAAACAGAGAAAACAGAGGGAGCGGGAACAGACGAGUGUGGUGUCCCUCCCCAAACCUAUGGAACAGGUGGUACCAGCCCCGUCAUUGGCUACCAGCUUCCCCUGUAAGCAGUGUGGAAAGAUGUUCUAUAAGAUAAAGAGUCGUAACGCCCAUAUGAAGAUCCAUAGGCAGCAGCAGGAUGACUGGAGACACCCAGGCCUUGUCAUCAACCUAGCCCAGAACGUCACCCCCAACCUGGGAACCAAUCUACCCCAGCUCCAGGCUUCAGGUCGGGCCUACCUCCCAGGCCCCAUCAACAACAACAACAGCAACCACCACACUGGUGGUGCUCACACCAUCAUCAUCAACAACAACACCAACAACAACAUCAGUGAUCCAAACAUUCCAAACACCAAUAACAUGACCAAUAGCAACAGUGUCAGCGUCAUCGACUCCACUCCUAAUCAGAGAGGACACGCCCCCCUCCUCUCUGUCCAGCAAUCGUGGGACUUGUUUCAGUUGAACUCUAAUCCUGCGGCAGGGUUCUACUAUGACCCGGAAGUGAAAGGAGCCCUGGGGGUCACGGUGGGAGGGGUGAAAGGUCAAGUCCUCUGGCAGUAGAGUUCUGGAAUCAGAAUGAAUAGAACUGACAUGUACAUUCACAUUUUGCACCAUGAAAAGCAUUUAAAAUAUAUAAAUAUAGUGAGAAAAUCUGUAAAUGAUGUUUAGUACCUACUUAAAUGUUUUGAAUUUCAAUUUUUAUUAAAAUGGAUUUUUGUA